AUGACAAAAUCUGACCUCCAUACUCCACAAGAAAUACAAGAAUUUAAAUCAUCAGCUGAAGCUGAGUUCCAGGAAUAUAAUGGAAAGGGAGUUUUCGUUACAUCUGCUCUGGCCAAAGAAGGAGUCAACGAACUCUUCCAAGCAGCUGCAGAAAUGUAUAAAUCCCGCAAUGCUACAUCUCAAUCUACACCUAGACAGCUCGAAAAGAAGAAAGAAAAGGGAUCUUGUUGUUAA
Trichomonas vaginalis G3 is the source of this 234-nucleotide messenger RNA. RefSeq names its product GTPase protein. Lineage: Eukaryota; Parabasalia; Trichomonadida; Trichomonadidae. The record is from RefSeq and is a predicted model, not a curated record. The coding region runs from base 1 to 234 and encodes 77 amino acids. The transcript has a single exon.